Molecule: messenger RNA, 1107 nt
Organism: Ochotona princeps (American pika)
Lineage: Eukaryota; Metazoa; Chordata; Mammalia; Lagomorpha; Ochotonidae
Gene: NQO1
Product: NAD(P)H quinone dehydrogenase 1
Exons: 6
Coding region: 125-949 (274 amino acids)
Cellular component (GO): cytosol
Molecular function (GO): NAD(P)H dehydrogenase (quinone) activity
Source: RefSeq, a predicted model, not a curated record
GCUGAGCAGUUUCCGGUGGCAGUCAGCGCGCCUGCUCCGCCAGUUACCUUGCUGAGGCCAGGGUCGCCCUGGCAACCAGCUGCCCAGUCAGUCAGCUCCAUCUCUGCACGGUGCCGUGGGAGCCAUGGCGGUCAGAAAAGCCCUGAUCAUCUUGGCACACUCGGAGAGGACAUCCUUCAACUAUGCUAUGAAGGAGGCAGCCGCGGAGGUUUUGAAGCGGAAGGGAUGGGAGGUGGCCGAGUCGGACCUUUACGCCAUGAACUUCAAUCCCAUCAUUUCCAGGAAGGACAUCACAGGAAAGCUGAAGGACCCUGAGCACUUCCAGUACGCUCCCGAGUCUGUUCUGGCCUAUAAGGAAGGCCGGCUGAGCCCGGACAUAGUGGCUGAGCAGAAGAAGGUGCAAGCUGCAGACCUGGUGAUAUUUCAGUUCCCACUGCAAUGGUUUGGCAUCCCUGCCAUUCUGAAAGGGUGGUUUGAGCGCGUGCUCAUUGGGGAGUUUGCCUACUCAUAUGGUGCCAUGUAUGAAAAAGGACCCUUCCAGAACAAGAAGACUCUGCUCUCCAUCACCACAGGUGGCAGCGGUUCCAUGUACUCUCUCCAUGGUAUCCAUGGCGACAUGAAUAUCCUUCUCUGGCCAAUUCAGAGUGGCAUCUUGCAUUUCUGUGGAUUUCAAGUCUUAGAACCUCAACUGACAUACAGCAUUGGGCACACUCCAGAGGAUGCCCGAAUUCAGAUCCUAGACGGAUGGAAGAAACGCUUGGAGAGCAUUUGGGAUGAGACACCACUCUAUUUUCCUCCAAGCAGCCUUUUUGACCUAAACUUCCAGGGAGGGUUCUUAAUGAAAAAAGAGGUGCAGGAUGAGCAGAAAAACAAGACGGUUGGCCUUUCUGUGGGCCAUCAUUUGGGCAAGCCCAUCCCAACUGACAACCAGAUCAAAGCUAGAAAGUAAGACUCACAAGACUUGAUUUCUCCUUAACACAUAAUGAAAUCAAGGGCUACUUUUUCAGGCUUUAGUGACUGAAGAUUUGGGGUUUUCCUAUUCCAUAUUAAUGAGUAGGAGAGGUACUCUAUAUAUUCUGCAGUUUCAUUACUAAAUGAAAUCAUUAC